Messenger RNA from Plectropomus leopardus (leopard coralgrouper), 1465 nucleotides. The record is from RefSeq and is a predicted model, not a curated record. Lineage: Eukaryota; Metazoa; Chordata; Actinopteri; Perciformes; Serranidae.
AUGUGUCACCUCACUCAGCUCUGGCAUGCUGGCUGCUCUCCAAACAGUUUUGAUCUGACGGGUCGCACUGGUUCAAAGCCAGGUAAUCCGCCGUCCAAACCCCAUAAGAAGACCAUAAAGCAGCGCUUCCUCAAACUUCUCCCCUGCUGUCGCUCUGGCUCCAGUUCUUCAGUUUCUCAAAAAAGUUCAAGUGAUGAUGCUGAGCUUUCGACGGUGUGUUACCGACCAGAGGGGCUCGACCGUCUCGUACAGCAGACCAACUUCAGCAAGAAAGAGCUGCAGGUCCUCUACCGGGGAUUCAAAAACGAGUGUCCCAGUGGUGUGGUGAAUGAAGAGACUUUUAAAAACAUCUACUCCCAGUUCUUUCCUCAGGGAGAUUCAAGUAUGUAUGCACAUUUCCUGUUUGAGGCUUUCGACACCCAGAACAACGGAUCGGUCAGCUUUGAGGACUUUGUUUUAAGUCUGUCCAUCAUCCUGAGAGGCUCCAUCACUGAUAAACUCAACUGGGCCUUCAAUCUGUACGAUCUCAACAAAGAUGGCUGCAUCACCAGAGAGGAAAUGACAGACAUCAUGCACUCCAUCUAUGACAUGAUGGGGAAGUAUACCUACCCCUGCAUGCGGGAUAACGCUCCCAAGGAGCAUGUUGACAACUUCUUUCAGAAAAUGGACAAGAACAACGAUGGAGUGGUCACCAUCGAGGAGUUCCUGGAGACAUGCCAAAAGGAUGAGAGCAUCAUGCAGUCCAUGCACAUGUUUGACAAUGUGAUCUAAGUCUUGACAUGAGAUUUUUCUUGCUGCCUGGAGCUCAUCUACAGUUCUUCAGCCGCUGAACAGAGUGGGCGGAGUUUCUGAGCCCUAAGUAGAGUGGUGCAGGGGCAAACGGCGACGACCUGAGGAUAUACACCCCAAACUACCUUUUCAUGUGAAAUGUCUUUUUAUUAAAUGUGUACAGAGAACAGAGAGGCAUCAAAGGUGGAUAUUGAUGUUUUUUAAGAUCUUGUAUUGUGAUUAAAUGAUGUGUUGAUUGAUUUGAACAAGAAACUCAAGAACAAUAAGAUCGAUGGCUCAAAUACAGUAGAUGACAAUUAUGGUCUUUUUGCUCAAAAUGAUGACUAUUAUCAUAUUUUCUCUAUUGCAUGAAUGAAUGUGCAGACACAUGGAACAAAUCGAACAGUGCUGAAAGUGUUGUAGAGUAUCACUCACUGUUUAUACUCACAGUUAUACUAUCAUAAAGGGCGGCCAUAAUAACAGGAUGGAAAUGAAGCAAUAAUCUUAAAGUAAAAUGUUAAUAAUUGUGUCAUCAGUGUUGUCAAGGGGUCACCUCUCACAUAUUCAUUGUAAAACUGUAUAUUGUGUACGCAUGAUGUGUCUGUUUUGACUGGCAAUGGAAAUGUUAAAUCAAAGUGUUGAUAUAUUUUAUAUAUGGGCGUGGUUGCUGAUGACGAGACUGAAUAAAAUACACAGU